AUGUUGACUAUCAUUUUGCGGUCGUCCUCCGUGCACCUGCCUGUCUUUCGAACAUUCCAAUAUGACAAAUCCAACAUCACCACCAUCACCACAUUACUGGCCGGCAUUGCUGGUUUGAUCCUCGUAGCCCUAUCAUUUUCCAGCUCAAGAGCCCCAAAGUUGGCACCUGGAGUCUAUGUCGUGGGUGGCGACGAUGAGAAGAGCAUCCGGGUCAGCCGUGAGAGGUUCCGACAAAAUGCCAAGGAAAUGCUGGCUGAAGGCUAUGAGAAGACUGGCGGAGGCCUCUCAUACAUCCCGAGUCCGUUGGGAGAGCGGUUGAUGAUCCCUCUCAAGCACUUAGAUGAGCUGAAAACAGCCCCUAUAGAUCAUGUUGACUUUGUUGCCACGUUUAUUGAAAUGUUCGAGGGUAAAUACACCACCAUGGGUAGUCGAUCGACCUUGCACCCGCGAGUCGUUAAGGCCCAACUGAAUCACCACUUGGGGGAUGUCAUGCCUGCAGUCCAGGAGGAAAUCAUUGAUGCCUUUCGUGACACAUUCCCCAGUUACUGGACGCCGGUGCCUGUGGUUCACACAUUAACGCAGAUUGUGGCGAGAGUGUCCAGCCGCAUGUUCGGAGGCACGGCCUUAUCACACAACGACGAAUGGGUCCAGUCUUCCAUCAAAUUUGCUAUCGAUGGCUUCAUAGGUGCCCAGACGAUCAAGAAGUAUCCGGAAUACCUUAAGCCAUUGGUUGCUCGUUUUGUUCCCGAGAUCCGCAACAUUGCCAACCAUUACGCGGCCGCAGAAGCCGCAGCCAUUCCAUUGCUAGAGGCUCGCCGGCGCACAGGGGAGAGGGAAAUGGAUUUACUUUAUUGGAUGGCAGAGCAGGCCAAGGACGAGGAAUGUGACCCCAAGUUUCUCGCUAGCAUUUUGCUCAAGAUCAGCUUUGCUGCCAUACAUACUAGCGCCGCGGCGCCGGCUCAGCUCAUUUACGACUUGUGUGAGCACCCCGAGUUCAUCGAUCCACUCCGACAAGAAGCCGAAAGUGUCGUCAAUGCCGACGGCUUGAUGGACAAGUUGAGUUUCCUCAGGAUGUUCAAGAUGGACAGUUUCAUGAAAGAAAGCCAAAGAUUCAACCCUCUGCUGCUGAUCACUUUCGAACGUGUUGUUCAUAAACCAUGGACUCUGUCUUCAGGUUUUACCAUCCCAGCGGGUACGACGAUUGGGGUGCCAACCCAAGCCAUCACCAUGGACCCUAAACUGUACCCCAAUCCCGAAGUGUUCGAUCCUUUCCGGUUCUCGAAGCUUCGCGAAGAACAUCGCGAACUAGACGGCCGCGCACAUACGACAUGCGGUUUUCCGAGGGCCAGACGCGGCCCGAGAGCUUGCGUGUCGAGACUCAGUCCUUACCACACCCCACGGCGACCGUGGAAUUCAGAAGGAGGGCGAAGUAGGCAUUUCUGA
This is a messenger RNA of Pseudomassariella vexata, 1443 nucleotides long. Its product is annotated as cytochrome P450. Lineage: Eukaryota; Fungi; Ascomycota; Sordariomycetes; Amphisphaeriales; Pseudomassariaceae. Gene Ontology annotation, molecular function: oxidoreductase activity, acting on paired donors, with incorporation or reduction of molecular oxygen; monooxygenase activity; iron ion binding. The record is from RefSeq and is a predicted model, not a curated record. Bases 1 to 1443 code for a protein of 480 amino acids. The transcript is spliced from 7 exons.